Messenger RNA from Manis javanica (Malayan pangolin), 1605 nucleotides. It is a transcript of the gene TBX10, whose product is annotated as T-box transcription factor 10. Gene Ontology annotation, molecular function: DNA-binding transcription factor activity, RNA polymerase II-specific; RNA polymerase II cis-regulatory region sequence-specific DNA binding. NCBI's taxonomy places the organism in Eukaryota, Metazoa, Chordata, Mammalia, Pholidota, Manidae. The record is from RefSeq and is a predicted model, not a curated record. Gene Ontology annotation, biological process: cell fate specification; positive regulation of DNA-templated transcription; regulation of transcription by RNA polymerase II. Gene Ontology annotation, cellular component: chromatin; nucleus.
AUGGCUGAGGGGCUCCUGGCCGAGGACGGGAGGCUGCUGCGCGGGGGACUGGGAGGGGGAGAGGAGGCUGUGCAACCACCCACAGCCGCUGCCAUUUAUGAAGGGCCCACUGGAUGCCAGGCCCACAUGUGUCCUCACAAAUCCUCAUGCUGGCCCUAUGAGGCAGACCUAUACUUCCAUCCUCUCUCCCCAGCCUUUCUCUCCGCUGGCCUUGGGGUCCUUGCACCCUCGGAGACCUACACCCUGCCCACAGCCAGCUCUAGCUGGGAGCCCCACCCGGACUCCCUGUUCCCAUCAGGCCCCUUCCCUGGCUCCACAGGGGCCCAAGCUGAGGCCAAGCACACUGGGCAGGGACCCAAGAACCCAUGUGUGUCCAACGUGACGGUUCAGCUGGAGAUGAAGGCACUGUGGGAGGAAUUCAACCAGCUGGGCACAGAGAUGAUUGUCACCAAGGCAGGCAGGCGGAUGUUCCCCGCCUUCCAGGUGACGAUCCUGGGCAUGGACGCGCUGGCUGACUAUGCCCUGCUGGUGGACUUCCUGCCGCUGGAUGACAAGAGAUACAGGUACGCCUUCCACAGCUCCGCUUGGCUGGUGGCGGGCAAGGCAGACCCAGCCACUCCUGGCCGCGUGCACUUCCACCCUGACUCGCCAGCCAAGGGUGCACAGUGGAUGCGCCAGAUUGUGUCCUUCGACAAGCUCAAGCUGACCAACAACCUGCUGGAUGACAACGGCCACAUCAUUCUCAACUCCAUGCACCGCUACCAGCCCCGAUUCCAUGUGGUCUUCGUGGACCCACGCAAGGACAGUGAGCGUUACGCCCAGGAGAACUUCAAGUCCUUCAUUUUUACUGAGACCCAGUUCACGGCCGUGACUGCGUAUCAGAACCACCGGAUCACCCAGUUGAAAAUCGCCAGCAACCCCUUUGCCAAAGGCUUUCGGGAGAGUGACCCAGACUCCUGCACUGUGUCUCCACGGCCCCUGCUCAGCGUCCCUGCCCGGAGUCAUAGCAGCCUCGGCCCCUGCCAGCGAAAGGGAUCCACAGAGCAGGCGGAAGACCCCAACAAAACUCAAGCCUCCACCUCCAGGACCCCUGCCCAGCUCCACCAUCAGCUGCUGGCUCCUCCUGAGGCUCUGUUGGGCCAGACCACCUACCAGGGCCUGUAUCCCGGAACCUCAAGUUCCCUUCGAAUCCCAAGGGCCCGACCAACACCAUACCCCCUUCCCAAUAUCCAGGCUGACAGGGAUCAGGGGGACCUGCCCCUCCCAGCUAGGCUGGGGCUCCUGUCCCCCACGACCAUAUGCCUGAGGCGUGUUCAGGACCCUCAGUGACUGCAGGGGCCCUGUGUAGAGUCCUCCUCUUACCCUGGACCCCACCCCCUCCAGCCUCACCUUUGCAGACGCCUCCCACCCUUCUCAAGGGGAGCAGGGCAGGUGGAAACCCAGAGAGGGAGGCUACCUGCCCAGGGUCACAGCAAGGCUGGGGCAGUGCCAGGCUUGGAACCAGGCCCCCUAACCCACAGCGUGCCCCCUUCUGCCUUGGGGAUGACCCCUCCACAUCCUGCUUUCUCUCUCCCUUCCCCUCAACAUUAAAACAUUUGGUGGUCA